AUGAUCACCAUGCCUUCACCAACGAUCGAACAAGACGUGAACCUCUUGGUGGUGGGUUUCGACGGGUCUGCGCGGGUGAGGCGCAGCGGCGGUGCGUAUAGUGCAGUCGUGUGGAAACUCCCGGAGUGGACGGUGGUGGAAGCCAUGUCGGAGUAUAUGCCAGAUUUGACAGUGAACGAGGCGGAAUACCGUGGACUGAUUCUUGGUUUCGAUUUGCUUUCGACCUUGGACAGGGGGCGCGUCGUAAUCUGUUGUGACUCGAAUUUGGUGAUUCGUCAUAUGCAGAGUGAGAUGGACUGCAAGGCACCAGGCCUGCAACUGCUCCGACAGAAGGCGUUGAAUCGACUACGGUCGUGGCCAAAGCACGAGUUCCCUCACGUGAAGCGUGAAUGGAACCAGAGUGCGGACAAGUUGGCAAGUGCGGCGCUGCAACGGGAAGAAAGCGAAAUAGUCACCUCAGAGGACGACCGUCAAGAUUAG
This is a messenger RNA of Phytophthora megakarya, 480 nucleotides long. The record is from the annotation of a GenBank genome assembly. Lineage: Eukaryota; Oomycota; Peronosporomycetes; Peronosporales; Peronosporaceae.